AUGUUCCUUUUUCUCAUUUAUAUACUGCAUCUAAUCCUCCCAUCCAUAUGCCAAGCCGCUCACGUCGUGGUAAAUUGUACCUGGCCAUGUGCAGAUAGUUCUCAAGUGUGCGUUGUUUCUUCAACAUCUAUUGAAUGUCGUCCUCAACACAACUCACAAUGGGUACUUAAGCAACCGAACCAGUCGCCUGUCUUUGUGGGUGAAAUAGCACGUUGGCACACGCCCUGUGUCACAUCUCCGAAUCCGACAUUACACUACCUUUCAGAGGACACAGCUCACAUUAAAGACAACCAAACUAUUAUCCCAUGGCCUCCAGCCGAUACCGAUCGACCUCUUGAUUCACAUCUCAGCGAUUGUGAACCAUCUACCUUUUGCGAUUUGGAUACAGGCAUUUGCGUUGAUAGGCUUGAAGAAGACGCUACUUGCGACUCGACGAAUCAGUGCAACAACUCGUUAUUGUGCAUCCAAAACAAGUGCACCAACGUAUCGUUAGAUGGCAACGAGGAUGAUCCACCAUCCAACGGCACCAACAAGGUGCACAUUGCCAUCAUUGUUGUUGUUGUGGUAGUCGCCGUUUUGGCCAUUGUAUCCAUUGCUGGUAUUGUCUAUUAUCGUCGCAAAGUGCGGAUGCUCAAGAGCAAAGGUGAUCCAGGCGAUCCAUUUUCUAAUACAAUUACCAUGCAACCCAUACCAUCACAACAACAUCAGCAUCAACAACAGCAACACCCAUCUUCCUCUGCUGUUGUUCGAAACACAUCUUCAGCAUCAUCAUCGUCAGCUGCCACGUCCUCUUCAGCGACAUCACCUCCUACAGCACCUGCACCUGCUAUGAUCAUGGAACCCACACCCACGAUGCAACAACAGCAUCUCCAUUAUCAACUCCAACGUCAACAUGGCACCAAUGACAUGACCGUUCCUCCCCCACCUUAUUCCCCUUGA
This is a messenger RNA of Lichtheimia ornata, 939 nucleotides long. RefSeq lists its product as uncharacterized. NCBI's taxonomy places the organism in Eukaryota, Fungi, Mucoromycota, Mucoromycetes, Mucorales, Lichtheimiaceae. The record is from RefSeq and is a predicted model, not a curated record. The transcript has 2 exons. Bases 1 to 939 code for a protein of 312 amino acids.